Saxophila tyrrhenica is the source of this 2061-nucleotide messenger RNA. RefSeq lists its product as uncharacterized. Bases 1 to 2061 code for a protein of 686 amino acids. Gene Ontology annotation, molecular function: FAD binding; acyl-CoA oxidase activity; fatty acid binding. Gene Ontology annotation, biological process: fatty acid beta-oxidation using acyl-CoA oxidase; lipid homeostasis. Gene Ontology annotation, cellular component: peroxisome. The transcript has 3 exons. The record is from RefSeq and is a predicted model, not a curated record. Lineage: Eukaryota; Fungi; Ascomycota; Dothideomycetes; Mycosphaerellales; Extremaceae.
AUGGCCAAGAAAGACUUCACAGACGACCUACGUCCUCAUCCAGACGCGGACGGAGCGAAGAAAUUGGCAUCUGAACGCUCAAGAUCAAGCAUCGACACCGAUGAGCUUGCAAAUCAUGUCUUUGGCUCUGCCUACCUUGAACGACAGCAAAGGGUAUUGACCGCGCUGGAACCGGAGAAGAUCUUCUCAAAAGCCAAUCAAGCCAACCUGUCUCGUCCAGAUCGCUACAAGCUUGGUCUGGCGAGAGGCAAGCGAAUGCGACAGUUGAUGGACAAGCACGGCUGGGACGAAGCCGAUAUCCUGAUGGCUGAGUAUUUGAUUGACGAUCUUCAACCUUACCACUUGCACCUUUCACUCUUCAACUCGGCGAUGCGGGAGCAAUGUAGUGACGAUCAGCGAGCGUACUGGACUCCGAAGAUUGAGUCGUGGGAGAUCAUUGGCGCAUAUGCGCAGACAGAACUCGGCCAUGGGAGUAAUGUUCGUGGACUCGAGUGUCAGGCGACGUGGGACCAGAAGACUAAGGAGUUCGUUAUCCACAGCCCGACAUUGACUGCGAGUAAAUGGUGGAACGGCACGCUGGGACGAACAGCCACGCAUGCGGUUGUGGUAGCGCAGCUGAUGCUUCCUCAUGGGCCGAGUGGAAAGCUGGUCUCGUACGGUCCGCGGCCUUUUAUCGUGCAGGUGCGAGAUAAGAAGACGCAUCAGCCGCCUGAGAGUAUUGCUGUUGGUGACAUUGGGCCAAAGUAUGGCUAUGCCCCCAUGGAUAAUGCUUAUUGUCUGUUCGACCAUCACCGAGUCCCUCACAGCGCUCUCUUGUCCAGGUAUGCCAGCGUCGAUCCUGACACCGGGGCCUACACCAAGCCGACGAACCCAGCAUCAGUUUAUGGGAGCUUGACAAGGGGCCGAUCUGUAAUAGUAAUGAAUGCUCGUUUGGUGCUAGCCAGAGCCGUCACCGUCGCAAUCCGCUACUUGGCGAUCCGAAGACAGUUCCGUGACCGAGACGACGCAAACCCGGAAGGUCCUGAAUGCGCCGUGCUAGAUUACUCCACGGUCCAGAUUCGAGUCCUCCCAUUGCUGGCAGCCACGUUCGCCCUUCACUACAGCGGUGAAGCAAUGAGGGAGUUGUAUGAGCGAACUAGAUCGACCAAUGCAUUAGAUGGGGAUCAAGCUCAGCUUGCGGAGCUGCAUAGCACGUCAGCGGGCCUCAAGAGUCUUGCGACCGACCUUGCUGCCAAUGGCAUCGAGACAUGCCGGAGAGCGAUGGGCGGGCACGGCUUCGGUGGCGGGACAGGCCUGAUCCAACCGAAUGCCGAUUACCUUUCCAAGCCCACCGUGGAAGGCGAUAACUGGAUGAUCACGCAGCAAGCUGCAAGAUACCUGCUCAACCGCGUUGAGGACGUGAAGAAGUCGCCAGCUGGUGAGAGCAGGAGCCGCACCGAUGACAACUUGCGUGACUACCACGCCCGAGCCUCCACUCCACCAAAAUCCAGACAGCUUUCGGAUGAGACCAUAGCCGCCGCCUUCGAAUGGCGAGUCUCGUUCUUCGCUUUCGAAGCCCACCGCGCCAGGUACAUCCAGAAGAAGUCCUGGAACUCAAUGCUCAUCGACCUCUACAAGCUUUCGCGAGCCUACGCUCAAUCGAUGCUGGUCGGCAACUUUUACCUGGCAAUGCGGCGAAGUACUCUCUCCUGCUCAACAACGACUGAAGUCCUCGGUGACCUGUACCGGCUCUUUGCGCUCAACACCAUGGAUGCGGAAGCCCGCGAAUUCCAGAAGUCGGGGGCAGUGGCCGCGGAAGUCCUUGAUACACUGCCGGAGCAGGUUCUCCAUUUGAUGCAGAAGGUUCGUCCCCAUGUUGUGAAAUUAGUCGACUCCUUCGCUUUGCCGGACUUCAUGUUGGACUCUGCUCUUGGUCGUUACGAUGGCAGGGUUUAUGAAGACCUGUUCAAUCGCGCGCAUCGCUUGAAUCCGUUGAAUCGCCUUACCUUUAACCCGGACUACCGAUCGGAUGAGAUAGUGAUGGGAGCCAAAGAUGGUGCUGAUAUGCUGGCGAAGUUGUAA